AUGGCAAAGAGCAAGGAUGAUAUCGAGUAUGGGACUUCACAGGCAAAGCUUAAUGAAGAUGAAGCUUUAAGGGUGGCUGACAAGCAUGGCACACCUCUUGAAGGUGGAAAGAUAGCAGAUUCUGAAACUGUUGAUCUCUUUUCCAGUGCACAAAAUAUUCCUAAUAAGGGAACUCAUGAUGAUGAUGAUGAUGAUCAUCCUCAAUAUUCUACCAACCAAACUCAGCAACACCGUGGAGAAGAUGUCACGGAUCCCUCAUCCCUCUACCAACACCACCAUCAAACGUAG
Molecule: messenger RNA, 288 nt
Organism: Quercus lobata
Lineage: Eukaryota; Viridiplantae; Streptophyta; Magnoliopsida; Fagales; Fagaceae
Gene: SMP1
Product: seed maturation protein
Exons: 1
Coding region: 1-288 (95 amino acids)
Biological process (GO): seed dormancy process
Source: RefSeq, a predicted model, not a curated record